AUUUCAUAAACCUAAACACAGUCCUUAUCAAGAAGGUGUAUGGAAGAUAAGAGUGGAGCUACCCGAUGCUUAUCCUUAUAAGUCUCCUUUUAUUGGUUUUGUCAACUACAUUUACCAUCCUAAUGUCGAUGCAAUGGAGUUCAAAGAAGGGGAAAUGAUAUGAAGCGUUGAAAUUCAACAGCAGCACAUGUUAGUACCAUCAUUGCCACACUCAAUUAUCGAUAAUUUUCAGGCUUCAACUUCGAUCUUGUGAUUUUAUUGUACUUAUCUCUUCACACUGCCAUGCAACCCUUCAUUUCCUUGUUGUAACCGCCAUUUUGUGAUGUAUUCGUUACCGGCUAGAGCUUUUGUUCAUUAGGUAAAUCUGCUAAUAAAAAUACCAGAUGGUUGCAAUCCUUCACACCCUUUUAUCGAUUUUGUGUACACUUAUUACAUUACUCAUUCAUCAGUAUAUGUAAAUGUUACAUCUUGAUCAGCUUUCACUGUAAGUUGUUGUUCUUGUUCUGUGAUUGUACCAUCAAUAUAUACAAAAGAGCAAGCUCGUUUUUUUUUUUUUGCCUCCUUUAUUUUUGUGAUCAAACUCAACAUAUCUAGUAUAGAAGUAGAGAGUCAAAAGUUCAUGGAAAAUGGGUCUUUCCUUGAUUGCCUCAAAGCUGAAACUUUUUCUGAGUUUCAUGGAAACAGUGGUUGUCUUGUUGAGGAUCGUUUUGAUAGUGCUGAUCAUGUCAAAGGUAAACAAAAAUCUUUGUUUUCUCAAUUUUUUGGGGUUUACCUAAAGGAGAAUUGUAGUAAGGGCAAUGUGAGGCCUGUGCCAGUGAUGCUUGGUGAUGGUCAAUUGCUUGAUUUAUAUCAAUUAUUCUCCCUUGUGAAGGAAAAAGGUGGGUAUGAUGCGAUAUCGAGAAAAGGGUUGUGGGAUUCCGUGAUAGAUGAACUGGGUUUGGACCUUCGUAUUUUGGCUUCGGUGAAAUUAGUAUAUGAAAAAUAUCUGAGUGAUUUCGAAGGUUGGCUUAGAAAAACUUUUGAAGAGAAGAGUUGCAAAGAUGGGAGUCAUGGGUAUUUGAAUUCAUUUCCGAUAGAUCUAGAAGAAGAGUUUCGAAGCCUUUUAUGCUCAAAUCUAAAGGACAAAGAUGAUGAUUUUGUCCCGUUAGAAUCGAAUAACAUCAUAAAGCGCAUUGAUUUUGUUAACAACAAGAGUGAUGGUUAUUUAUUGGACACUAAUUACCAAAAUAACAAAUGCAAAGCUGUUCACAAUGUUAACAGUGAUGGUAAUGCGGAUGAUGAUGAAAAAUUCGGUACUGGUGUUAAGAAUGAGCUAACCACCUCUUGUGCGGGAACUUCUGAGAAGGAGUUUUAUUCUCGCAAACGUAAACGGGAAUCGUUAUCAGGAAUGGUAAACUGGACAAGGAAUAUCGCAAAACAUCUGUUUGAUCCUCUAGCUCAACCAUUACCAGAAAUAUCAAAGUGGAAGGACUAUAAAGGAAGCCAUGACUUUUUUUUUCAGAUGCUGAGGGCAAGAGACGUUCUGUCGGUCAGAAAGCAUGCAGAACCAAACAGUGGAUCUUCAUCGAAGAAGGUGAAGAUGCAUCCUGCCAUGUAUGAGGAUCCUGUUUCUCUUGGUCACCAAGGUAUGGUGAAUUUGAGACGUAGUGAAAGGCUUCCUAUCUGUGUUAAAUUGCAUGGUCCAGUCAAGAUGAAAUCAGAAAAGUGUCCUCUGGAAAAAACAACUGGCAAACCAGAUGUCGUGAUCAAAAAGAAAAAAUCUGAGCCAUCUACGGAUGAUUUUCGUGAAAAGGUUGUUUCUGUAGGCCACCUUUUUCAAGUGGAAGUUCCGGAAUGGACUGGUGUAGUUUCUGAGAGUGACUCUAAAUGGUUAGGCACACAAGUAUGGCCUGUUAAAGAUGGUUCAAAUUCUACUACCGAAACAGAUCUUGUUGGGAGAGGAAGACAAGGAAAGUGUAACUGCAACGUUCAAGGUUCUGUUGACUGUGUCAGAUUCCAUAUUGCUGAUAACAGGAUGAAGCUGAAGCUUGAAUUGCGUUGUGUGUUUUAUCAUUGGGGAUUUGAUAAAAUGGGCGAGGAAGUUUCACUUCGAUGGACAGCUGAUGAAGAAAAGAGAUUUAAGGAUGCAAUAGGUUUAAAAAUCCCCUCUCAAAACAAGUCUUUUUGGAACAAUCCAUCCAGAUGCUUUCGAAGGAAGACAAGAAAAGACUUGGUGAGCUAUUACUUCAAUGUAUAUUUUAUUCAACUAAGAAGCUAUCAGAAUCGAGUGACUCCGAAUGCUGUUGACAGUGAUGAUGACGAAGUGGAAUUUGGAUCUUUUGAUGAUGGUUUCGGAAGGAAAGCUAUCAAGCAUCCAUCUAUGGAAUUCAUGGAGUGUACAGAGAACAAGCAAUGCUUUGAUUUUGAGUAGACAAAACUGUCUAGUGUGCCGUUUUGAGGUUGAAAAAAUAACUUCUUGGAUCAGACUUGUAUACAACUCUCUUUCUGCUUUCUGCUUUAUCAGGAAUGCAUUUAGUGCUGCAAAACUUUUUUUCUUCCCCUUCUGGACAGCGUUUGUGUUUGUGGCAGGUAUUUGACUUUGGAAUAGAACCCAAUUUAUUCUUUUCAUGAGGUUUUUUCUACUAGAAAAAAUAAAUAAAAAAAAUUGACGAGGCUUGAGUAAUGAAAUGAACCAUGUGGAACUCUUACGACA
Messenger RNA from Medicago truncatula (barrel medic), 2692 nucleotides. RefSeq names its product AT-rich interactive domain-containing protein 2. Bases 620 to 2410 code for a protein of 596 amino acids. NCBI's taxonomy places the organism in Eukaryota, Viridiplantae, Streptophyta, Magnoliopsida, Fabales, Fabaceae. Gene Ontology annotation, molecular function: DNA binding. The transcript has 5 exons. The record is from RefSeq and is a predicted model, not a curated record.